GAAUCGAGCUCGCAUCACAAGACAGCUGUUUCGGCGAGAUCGAAGAUUGUUAGCUGUCAUCUGCACUCCCUUGCUAAAUUUGUUGAAUACAAAGGCUAACAGCGGUCGAAAUGGCAGGAGCAAUGGAUAGGGCGGCCAAGUUGGCCAAAAUACAAGAUGCGGAUUCAGAAGCUGCUCUGGGAUCAGUCUGGGGUGUCUCUGGACCUGUCGUAAUUGCCAAGAACAUGAGUGGAUCUGCUAUGUACGAAUUGGUGCGUGUAGGUCAUCAGGAGUUGGUGGGUGAGAUUAUUAGGCUGGAGGGAGACACAGCCACCAUUCAGGUUUAUGAAGACACCUCAGGUGUGACUGUAGGUGAUCCUGUGCUGAAGACUGGAAAGCCCCUCUCUGUAGAGCUGGGUCCAGGCAUCAUGGGCAAUAUCUAUGACGGAAUUCAACGACCUCUGCAGGAGAUUGGUGAUCUCACAGAGUCCAUUUACAUCCCCAAGGGUGUUUCCACUCCUGCUCUGUCUCGCAGCAAGAGCUGGGAGUUCCACCCUGAGCCAGCAGUGAAGGUGGGAUCACAUAUCACUGGUGGAGAUCUCUUUGGUAUUGUGCCUGAGAAUUCCAUCAUCAACCACAGGAUCAUGUUGCCCCCGAAGGCCCGUGGUACUGUGACAUACAUGGCUCCUGCUGGUAACUACGGUGUGGAUGAGACUGUCCUGGAGGUUGAGUUUGAUGGACAGAAGCACAAGUAUUCCAUGAUGCAGGUGUGGCCAGUAAGACAGCCACGUCCAGUGAGUGAGAAGCUCCAUGCAAAUCAUCCUCUUCUUACUGGUCAGAGAGUCUUGGAUGCUUUGUUCCCUUGUGUACAGGGAGGAACCACUGCUAUUCCUGGUGCUUUUGGUUGUGGCAAGACCUGUAUCUCACAGGCCCUUUCCAAGUAUUCCAACUCAAAUGUCAUUAUUUAUGUUGGUUGUGGAGAGCGUGGUAAUGAGAUGGCUGAGGUACUGAGAGAUUUCCCUGAACUGGAGCUGGAAGUGAAUGGCAGGAAGGAGUCCAUCAUGAAGCGUACUUCACUGGUAGCCAACACCUCCAACAUGCCUGUGGCUGCUCGAGAAGCUUCCAUCUACACUGGAAUCACACUGUCUGAGUACUUCCGUGACAUGGGUCUCCAUGUAUCUAUGAUGGCUGACUCUACCUCCCGUUGGGCUGAGGCUCUUCGAGAAAUCUCAGGUCGAUUGGCUGAGAUGCCUGCUGAUUCAGGCUACCCUGCCUACCUGGGUGCUCGUCUAGCUUCCUUCUAUGAACGAGCAGGCCGAACUAAGUGCCUGGGUAACCCAGAGAGAGAGGGUUCAGUUACCAUUGUUGGUGCAGUCUCACCUCCUGGUGGUGACUUCUCAGAUCCUGUCACAUCUGCUACUCUUGGUAUUGUACAGGUGUUCUGGGGUUUGGACAAGAAAUUGGCACAGCGCAAACAUUUCCCCUCAGUCAACUGGCUCCAGUCCUACUCAAAGUACAUGCGUGCACUAGAAGAGCAUUAUGAUUCCAACUACCCUGAGUUCAUUACAUACAGGACCAAAGUGAAGGAAAUUCUUCAGGAGGAGGAUGACUUGGCUGAAAUUGUGCAGCUUGUCGGCAAAGCUUCACUCUCUGAUACUGACAAGAUUACCCUGGAGGUGGCCCGUAUCAUCAAGGAUGAUUUCUUGCAGCAGAACUCAUACACUCCUUAUGAUCGCUUCUGUCCAUUCUACAAGACUGUGGGAAUGAUGAGGAACAUCAUCGCAUUCUAUGAUAUGUCUCGACAGAUUGUUAACCGUACAGCCCAGAGUGACAAUAAGGUGACGUGGCAGAUCAUCCGAGAUUCUAUGGGCAACAUCUUGUAUGAGCUUUCAUCCAUGAAGUUCAAAGACACCUUUAAAGAAGGAGAGGCAAAGGUCAAGAAGGACUUCGAUGAAAUCUAUGAGAACAUUCAGCAAGCUUUCAGGAACCUUGAAGAUUAAGGAAAGUCAUUCUUCUGCGGCAUGGUACUCUCGAACAUCAUGAAGAAUCAUCUCCAUCUCUUAACUGUUUACAUGUUGUAUAGCUCAAAUCCUUUUGUUUUAGAUAUGUCAGUAAAUCAAAGAUAAUACUGAACAGAAAACAAUAACUAUGUUAGAAAUUAGGUGCAUACAAAAGGUAACAGGAGACAGCAGAGACAUAGGUGAAUUGAUUAAACUUGUGAAUAAUGCUGCCUCAGUAUUUUAUGUCGAGGCUUUCAGGUGUUGUGCUAGCCCAUUUUGUAAGUGUUAAAUGGGACUUUAUGUAAAUUUCACCUAGUUGUAGUAUUUAAAAGAACCUUGAAGGUUAACUUUUUGUACAGUUGAAAGGAGAGAUUGUUAUUAAGAUAAGUUUUUUGUGUAUAUGCUAAGCUCUCUUUUUCAAGUUUUACUUUGAAAAUGAGUCUGUUAUGACUUUUGUUGGGACUGGAUGUUUUAUUGUUUGUAAAAUAGAUGUUGUGUAGUAGUUAUUAGUGCCUGAUAAGAUACUCGGCAGUGGAGUGUAGAAUCGAGGCACAAAUAAUUUAUGAAAGUUCUGACAUUCGCGAAGACAUUCCAGAGUGUAGGUAGAAAAUUGUGUAUAUUAAAGAUUCCCAAGUAUAUUGUGAAUAAAGGAAGAGGGAGGGAAGAUAA
Messenger RNA from Penaeus chinensis, 2648 nucleotides. Its product is annotated as V-type proton ATPase catalytic subunit A-like. The record is from RefSeq and is a predicted model, not a curated record. Gene Ontology annotation, molecular function: proton-transporting ATPase activity, rotational mechanism; ATP hydrolysis activity; ATP binding. NCBI's taxonomy places the organism in Eukaryota, Metazoa, Arthropoda, Malacostraca, Decapoda, Penaeidae. Gene Ontology annotation, biological process: ATP metabolic process; proton transmembrane transport. Gene Ontology annotation, cellular component: lysosomal membrane; proton-transporting V-type ATPase, V1 domain. The coding region runs from base 111 to 1979 and encodes 622 amino acids. The transcript is spliced from 9 exons.